Molecule: messenger RNA, 1267 nt
Organism: Pteropus alecto (black flying fox)
Lineage: Eukaryota; Metazoa; Chordata; Mammalia; Chiroptera; Pteropodidae
Gene: CCDC83
Product: coiled-coil domain containing 83
Exons: 10
Coding region: 29-1267 (412 amino acids)
Source: RefSeq, a predicted model, not a curated record
GUAUAUUUCUUACUAGCUAAGCAACAUCAUGGAAAACACAGCAAAAGCAAAUAAAAAUGAUAUUCAAGAUGAGCCACCAAAAGAUAUGAAGUUGCCUACCAGUGAAGCAUUUCUGGACUAUCAUUGUCAAAUAAAGGAAAAUGCAGUCGAACGAUUCAUGGCUCAAAUAAAGAAACUUAGAGAAAAAAACCAAAAGUGUCAGGAGAGAAAUAGACACUUAAAGGAUGAACAGAUUUGGCACAUACGGAACCUACUGAAGGAACUGAGUGAAGAGAGGUCAGAAGGAGUAACAGUUGUAACAAGAAAGGAUGUUGAAACAGCAAUGAAGGAAAAGUGGAAGUUUGAAAGAGACCAGGAACAAAACUUGAAAGAUAUGCGCUUGCAAAUAAGUAAUGCUGAGAAACUAUUUCUUGAGAAACUUAGCGAGAAGGAAUAUUGGGAAGAGUACAAGAAUGUAGGGAGUGAACAACAUGCUAAACUCAUUAUCUCCUUACAAAAUGACAUCAAUAAAGUUAAAGAGAAUGCAGAGAAAAUGUCAGAACAAUAUAAAAUCACUCUGGAAGAUGCUAGGAAGAGAAUAAUCCGAGAAACUUUAUUGCAACUGGACCAAAGGAAGGAAUGGGCCACACAGAAUUCUCUAAGGUUCAUUGACAAGGGCAGCUAUCGAGAGAUCUGGGAGAAUGACUGGCUAAAAAGAGAGAUUGCAAAUCAUAGGAAGGAAGUUGAAAUAUUGGAAAAAGCUAUUCAUGAACUGGAAGAAGAAAAUUUGGUGCUCAUCGAUCAACUAUUCAAUUGUAGACUUGUGGAUCUCAAAAUACCCAGGCGACUAUAUCUUACUAAAGCUGCUGGACAGGAAGUGCCACCUGAAGAAGUGCUUUUAGAUGUUCCAAAAAUAUAUAUAGAAGAGUCAAAAUUGCAACCUGUAGAAGAAACAAGUAGAGACAUGAUGAGCCCAUCAGUUGAGAUCAGUGCUUUAGAUGUUAGUAAUGAGGACAGCAUCAGAUGUGAUGAGCAUCUGAAGACAGAUAAAGAACAGGACUCAAGUACAAAGUUUGAGGCCCCUGAUGUGAAAUACUUACUGUAUGAGGAUGAGUGGGAUUUCAAGGAUUAUGUAAGCUUGGGCCCCCUGGAAGUAAAGCUCAUGCGUGUGGAGAGCAAGAAAAUGCCCAUUUAUUUUCAAGAGAAGGAAGCUCCGGUCAAAUUCUAUGAAGAUGUCAGGAGCCCAGAAAGCCACAUCACAUAUAAAAUGAUGAAAUCUUUUCUCUAA